GUCCACUGCCGCUGUCGUCUGUUCUGACCCCCAGCCCGUGUCUCUGCGUCCAUCCAUGGCUGGCCGGCUCGGAUCGCUGCUCCUGCUGGUGCUCCAGACGUUCGCCGCGCCUCCGGAGUUCGUGCCGGCGUCCGACCUGGACCCGGCCGACCCCCUGUGGUCCAACGGGACGGCGGGCGCGGCGGGCCCCUCCAUGGCGCCGCCGCCGGGCACCAGCCAGCGGAUGCCGCACAGCAUCAUCAUCGGCGUGCGCAAGGGCGGCACACGGGCGCUGCUGGAGAUGCUGGACAUCCACCCGUCGGUGGCCGCCGCCGCCACAGAGGUGCACUUCUUCGACUGGGACGAGAACUACGCGCGCGGCUUCGACUGGUACCGCGGCCUCAUGCCCUACUCGUACCCGCGCCAGAUCACCGUGGAGAAGACGCCGGGCUACUUCACCUCGCCGCUCGCCCCCGAGCGCAUCCGCGCCAUGAACGCCUCCAUCAAGCUCCUCCUCAUCCUCCGCGACCCGGCCGAGCGCGUGGUCUCCGACUACACGCAGGUCUACUUCAACCGCCUCGAAGCCCGCAAGCCCGUGCGGCCCAUCGAGGACCUGCUGGUGCGCGGCGGCGCCCUCAACACGCGCUACAAGGCCAUCCAGCGCAGCCUCUACCACCUGCACAUGCGCAACUGGCUGCGCCACUUCCCGCUGGCGCAGAUCCACCUGGUGGACGGCGACACGCUGGUGCGCGACCCGCUGCCCGAGCUGCGGCGCGUGGAGCGCUUCCUGGAGCUGCCGCCGCGCAUCGCCGCCUCCAACUUCUACUUCAACCAGACCAAGGGCUUCUACUGCAUCCGCAGCGACGGCCGCGAGCGCUGCCUGCACGAGUCCAAGGGCCGGCCGCACCCGCCCGUCAACGGCACCGUGCUGCGCCAGCUGCGCGCCUACUUCCGCCCGCACAACCGCAGCUUCUACAAGCUGGUGGGCCGCACCUUCCACUGGCUCUGAGAGCAGCUGGCCGCGGCUGGCGGUGGUGGUGACGUAGGUGGUGGUGGUGGUGGUGGUGCUGCUGCUCGGCACAAGUUUUUGGACUCCCGAGGGGCCUCGACGUACUCACCCCCCGAUAUUUCCCCCGAUCUGCUCCUGAUCUCCCGCCUCUUUGCCAAACCCCAGCUUAGCCAAUCACAAGAGCUAAAAGGGGCGGAUUGACAUACGGCUGGAUCAACAGGAGCCGGGGGAACUUAAAGCACUUUACGAGCCAAGCCCACUACAACAGACAUGCCUCUAAAAUGCCUUUGAACGCAGAACAGUUAUUGCAUUAAAAAGAAAAACACUUAAAGAACUUUGCAGUUAAAACUGUAAAAAAAAAAAGAAAUAUCCUGUAGGAUAAAUCCCUGGUUUGGAGUCAAAUCCUCUGUACUGUAAAGUGAAGUAAUGCCUACUCCAGGCAACCAUUUUCUUUCUGUGCGAUUCAUGACCUUUUUUUCUUAUUACUUUAUUUGUUUUCCUCCGUUUGAUAUACUUGUACUUGAUAAUAAAUGGUUCAGCUUUAAAAUGGGAAAUAA
Messenger RNA from Sardina pilchardus (European sardine), 1545 nucleotides. It is a transcript of the gene hs3st1l1, whose product is annotated as heparan sulfate (glucosamine) 3-O-sulfotransferase 1-like1. Bases 56 to 988 code for a protein of 310 amino acids. The record is from RefSeq and is a predicted model, not a curated record. Gene Ontology annotation, molecular function: [heparan sulfate]-glucosamine 3-sulfotransferase activity. Lineage: Eukaryota; Metazoa; Chordata; Actinopteri; Clupeiformes; Clupeidae. The transcript has a single exon.